AUGACAACUGACACUACAGAAGAAAACGAGAAUACCGUGGCAUUAUAUGUUAAAUAUAAAAGUGAAUUUGAAAAUGUUAUCCUUGAUACUCAGAAUAAAGAGGGUACAGAAAAUCCUGGAAGGAGAUGUGCUAAAAUCGACCAAAAUUAUACUAAUUUUACUACACCAUGCCAAGAGGUUGGUAGAUAUUUAAUUGAAAUAAAGGAAAAGUAUAAAUCCGAUAGAUUCAAACGUUGUAAAUACUUGAAGUACCGGAUAAAUUCAGACAAUAAAUAUAAUAAGAAUCCUGAAUGGUUUCAGAAAUAUAAUGAAUUUUCAUCCCAGUUAGGUAAUAUAUGUGAUGAAAAAUUCGAAGAAAUUCAAUCUAAUAUUUUAAAUAAACUUACAGAAUUAUAUAGUUAUUAUGAGGAUUUUAAUGAAUAUAAAGGUAAAGACAAGGAUACUAGUGGUAAUAUUUGUAAUAAAAUUAAAAAUCUUUAUAGACUUUAUAACGAUAAUUACAAAGAAUGUCAAGGAAAUAAUGAAAGUUUAUUUUGUAAGGAGCUAAACAAUUUUAAGAAAGCAUAUGAUGAUAAAAUGGAUAAAUUAUCUCCAUGCAAUGAUUUACCACAAACAUUACCACAAAUAGAACAAACUUCAACACAAAUAUUACCACCUACAGAAGUAGAUUAUGUAUUUGUUCCUAUUUUAACAACGUCUAUUGUAUUACUAAUGUCUUUCACUAUAUUUUUUUUAUAUAAGUUUAGUCCACUGAAAUCGUGGAUAUAUACUCGUUUACAAAGGAAAAAAUUUAUUGAACUUAACAAAUUUCAAGAAGAAUCCAGUGAAUCCUUACAAAACCUUAAUGAAGAAGUAAAUAGAAGUUAUGAAAAAAGUUAUCAUAAUAUAACUUAUCAACCUCAAGGAGACACUUGA
This is a messenger RNA of Plasmodium malariae, 915 nucleotides long. RefSeq names its product PIR protein. The record is from RefSeq and is a predicted model, not a curated record. NCBI's taxonomy places the organism in Eukaryota, Apicomplexa, Aconoidasida, Haemosporida, Plasmodiidae. Bases 1 to 915 code for a protein of 304 amino acids. The transcript has 3 exons.